UAUUUAUUUAUUUUUCCGCCAACGUUUUUGUAAGCGAUCUGCUCUGGUCUCGCUCUCACUGUUCUUCUUCCAUUUCUCAAAUUUUCGAUCUUCAUUUUUCUUGGGAGACAAGAUGGUGAAGGGACCAGGACUUUACAGUGAUAUAGGGAAAAAGGCUAGAGAUCUUCUUUACAAAGACUACCAUGCCGACCACAAGUUCACCCUUACAACUUACACAGCGAAUGGCAUCGCUCUUACUUCAACAGGAGUUAAGAAAGGUGAUACACUUUUGGCUGAUAUCGCUACACAGAUUAAGAACAAGAACAUUACAACAGACAUCAAAGUGGACACAAACUCUAAUCUCGUAACAACCAUUACGGUUGAUGAACCUGCACCUGGGCUGAAGACAAUCUUUAGCUUCAUUGUUCCUGAUCAAAAGUCUGGUAAGGUGGAACUCCAGUACUCACAUGACUAUACAGGUAUCAGCUCGAGCAUUGGGUUGACUGCAAAUCCCAUUGUUAACUUUUCGGGUGUAGUUGGAAAUGGUACUGUUGCUGUCGGAACUGACAUCGCCUUUGACACUGCUUCUGGGAACUUCACCAAAUACAAUUCUGCCUUGAGUUUCACCAAUGCUGAUCUCAUUGCUUCCCUGGCCUUGAACGAUAAGGGUGACACCCUAAUUGGUUCAUACUACCACUCUGUGAGCCCCUUGACCAAUACGGCUGUUGGUGCUGAGAUGACUCAUAUCUUCUCAACCAAUGAAAACACCUUGACAAUUGGAACCCAGCAUGCGCUGGAUCCAUUGACUGCAGUGAAGGCUCGAGUCAAUAACUAUGGGAAAGCCAGUGCUCUUAUCCAGCAUGAGUGGCGGCCAAAGUCCCUAUUCACCAUUUCAGGAGAAGUGGACACUAGGGCCAUCGAAAAAAGUGCAAAGAUUGGUCUGGCUUUAGCUCUGAAGCCCUAAAUCAGGGGACAAAUCUUUUUAGGUGGCAAGCAGAGAGAUGAGGGUAUAGGGGUGGUAAGAAAUGGUUUCAUCCCGGUGUGGAAAGCAAUAAGGUAAGCACAUUACUGUCGUCGACUGAUGUUUCUCUUAUUUUUGAAUCUCGGGUUGUAAAAAAUAAUUGUAGCUGGUGUCAUGGACCAGUAUCAUUUCCUCGUAAAAUUUUCAUCCCCUUGGUUUUUAGGACAUAUACAGUCAAUCAGUGGUUAUACUUGGAAUGUUGUUCCAAUUCUUUUGAUGAUGGUUUGUGCUUUUGCAAAACUUUUUUGGGAAUUUAAGGAAAUGUAAACUGGUCGUGUUUUUGCA
This is a messenger RNA of Macadamia integrifolia, 1285 nucleotides long. RefSeq names its product mitochondrial outer membrane protein porin of 36 kDa-like. The record is from RefSeq and is a predicted model, not a curated record. Gene Ontology annotation, biological process: monoatomic anion transmembrane transport. The transcript is spliced from 6 exons. Gene Ontology annotation, molecular function: voltage-gated monoatomic anion channel activity. NCBI's taxonomy places the organism in Eukaryota, Viridiplantae, Streptophyta, Magnoliopsida, Proteales, Proteaceae. The coding region runs from base 113 to 943 and encodes 276 amino acids. Gene Ontology annotation, cellular component: mitochondrial outer membrane.